Molecule: messenger RNA, 4703 nt
Organism: Cryptotermes secundus
Lineage: Eukaryota; Metazoa; Arthropoda; Insecta; Blattodea; Kalotermitidae
Exons: 7
Coding region: 353-3382 (1009 amino acids)
Biological process (GO): negative regulation of apoptotic process
Cellular component (GO): nucleus
Molecular function (GO): cysteine-type endopeptidase inhibitor activity; ubiquitin conjugating enzyme activity
Source: RefSeq, a predicted model, not a curated record
GACAAGAAAAGGCAACAAAGUACAUAUCUGAAAUGGCAGUGUAAGUGCGUGAAAAUUAUUGCGUUCAAUUUUGUAAAUAAGUUCAGCUGUUCGAUUGUGAUAUAGAAGUGUAGAGACGGUGGCAAGGAACACUGCGAGACAUGUUAUUGAAUGUGUAGGCGGCCUUGUUUAAUAUUUCACAAUAAGUAUGGCCUAAAAUUUAUGAAAAUUUGUAUGGGGAGCAAAUAAGACGUUGCCAGUGGUGUUCCGAAACAUUGUACUAGUUUCGUAGUAUGCCUAGAGGUGAAGUCUUAUGUUACGGUACAGCAAUUUGACACAUUGCAUUGUACUGUGAAGAAACCUAUUCUGCACUAUGGAUGUAAUGAACGUGGAUACUGAGAAUAAAGGAUGUACUGGUGAAAUGGAAGUCCAGAUCCCUAAUACGAAAUCUGUGUUGGUAACUGAAUUUGUAAACUGGGCACAGAAAAAGAACAAUCUUUUUAAAUUACUUCAAGACUCAGUAUGUGAUGAUGGUCGUAUUUGCUUGGAAUUUAGCAUUGGAACAGAUAAAAAUUUUACACUUUUUUGUCCAUCAGAAUAUCCUCAUUAUGAAGAUAAUUUCUUUGUUGAAGCUACAACGUCACUUCAGUUCUGGUGCAAUGCAUUAAAUGAGUUUAUUCUUGAUGCAGAUGUGUUGCUGUCCCUUGAAACCAUAUUAGAGAAAGCUGCAUCCCUCUACUGUAACAAGAAAUCAAGCAGGUCACCGUGUAUAAGCUCUUCAGAGUCUGACCCUGAGGGGGAUUUGGGUGAAGAAUUUAUGGUGGUUGAUGGUGACUCUGAAGAGGGAGAAGAAUGGGAGCACGUACUUUGUCAGAAGAAAAAGAUGUGGCGCAUAAAGGAAGCAGAACUGAGAGCAGCCACUAAGCAACCAAAAAUGUCUGACAUGUUUGAUGGAAAUGUAAAAGAUCAUCCAAAACAGGUGUUCAGUAACUCUGCAGCAUCUGGAAUACUAACAAAUGACUUAGUUGCAAUUAUGGAGUCAAAACACAAGACUGGAAUCAAUGCAGAGCCUAUUGAUGACAAUAUCUAUAAGUGGGCAGUGUUCCUCUCUUCUUUUGAUUCUCAGGGAAAUUUGAAUCAGGAUUUGCUACAGUUGUAUCAGAAAUAUGGUUAUAAUUAUGUAGAGCUGCAGCUUGAUUUUACAAUGGAUCUUUAUCCUUUCUACCCACCAGUUGUAAAGGUUGUCCGCCCACGACUACAAGGUUCCAUGAUGUUGCGUGUUGCUAGUAUGGACAUGUUGAAGCUGUCUCAUUGGAAUCCUGCAAGAGAUAUGAAAUCUGUUUUACAAGAGAUCAAAGAUUAUUUAAGCACAUGGGCAAGACUUGACUUGAACAGUGAACGCAAUGAUGACCAGCGCUUCCCUCAAGGUGCUUAUAUUGAAAUGGAAAAUUACCUUCUUUGGCUAGCAUGGGUAAGUGAAAUCCCUUCACGUGCCCACCAACGAUUCCCAGAAGCAGAACAUGAAAGGUUAUUGUCUCAUGCACCUGACAGUGACAGAAAAAAAUGUCAAGAGAAGUCUCCGUUUCCUGCUGGGACAGGCUACAGCUCAUCUUUCCAUAAAGGGUGGGACAUAAAUGCAUAUCUGGCUGCUCAGAGGGAGAAAGAUAAACAGAUAGAAUGUGUGCUGCAGAAAAUUCUGCAAGAACUUAAAAAAGGUUCAGACUCAAACAGUGAUGAUGUAGUGCAUAGAAAUCCCUUUGGUGUUGAUGGUACAUAUACCAGCUUCACAAUUCCAUCCUGCAGUUCAAAUUUGUCAGCGAUGGAAGUUACAGAAAAGAAAUGUAGUGAUAAUCAUUGCAAAGCAGUGUGUGAGAGCAGUCUUGUAGCUGCAGCACCAAAGAAGCAAUGUCUUGUGGAUUUUGAACCUGAUGGUAUUCUUUCAGAAUAUCAGGUUACUUCUAAAAAGUGGAACUCAGAAGUUUGCAGUCAGCAGAAUGGUAAGAGCCCUGUAGACCCAACAGAAGAUCUAUUCAAUGUUUUGGAGGCCUCCACAUUAGUGCCUUUCCUAGAAUCAAAGCUGCAAGUAGAUUCAUUUCUUGAAAUUUGUCAGCAUACAGCAGUUUAUCGCUGUGUUGUUGAUAUUAUUAGUGAAAUUGCUUCAAGACCAAAACUUGUUGGUUUGUUAUGGAGUCUGCCAGACCAAGUGCAGUCCAUCUACACAUUGGUGAGUAGAUUGGAAGAGAAGGCAAAAGCUAUUUUAGUACAACUCACAAAAACAUCAGCAAAUGGAAAUAUUCCAACUACUGCAUCAGCCAAGAAAAUCAGUAACAAAAGUUCAAAUAAUGGUUCAGGCUGUGUUGAAGCUCCAGAAGAGGAAAGGCUGGCACGGGACUUCUAUCAGAUGAGUCACACAGUUUCAGCUGCUCUGGUAAACCAAGGUCUCCUUGCAACGUAUGAUAAAGAUCAGUCAUCCACUUCUCAGCAGUCUCCUAGAUCACAGUCACCAACAGCAAGCAGUCUGGACUGUGAUCAGACCUUAACCCAGACAUACAAGGAAGCACUAAAAGACUUGCAGUAUUUGAGUUGUGACAUUGAAGUGGAAGGUGCAAGUGCACAUCACUUCAGCACCCAUUUUAAAAAGGCCCUCCCUCCAAAUUCUGCGCAGGUGAUAAGGAUUGCACACGAAAUGGCUGCGUUGUCAACCUCUCUGCCCCUUGAUCUAGGAUCAGCCAUUUUCAUUCGUACAGAUGAUGCAAAAUGUACCUUGCUGAGGGCACUUAUUAUAGGACCAGAAGGGACACCUUAUUCUGGUGGUUGCUUCCAGUUCGACAUAUUUUUUCCACCACAAUAUCCCACAUCGCCACCACUAGUGCACUUCUGCACCACAGGCCUGGGCCAGGUCCGCUUCAAUCCCAACCUCUACUCUUGUGGCAGGGUGUGCCUGUCUCUCUUAGAUACAUGGAAGGGCUUGCAAGGGGAGCACUGGCACGAGACUUCUACGCUAUUACAGGUCCUGGUUUCAAUACAAAGCUUGAUCCUGGUCCCAGAACCUUACUUCAACGAACCAGGCUUCGAGGCUAUGCUGGGAACCGAAAAAGGGAAACGCUACAGCAAAUCCUACAACGAGGAUAUUCUGCUCCAUACGAUAGUCCAUGCCAUGGUUGCCCAACUGAAGAGGCCAAGUCCUGGGUUCGAGGACGUUAUACGCGCACAUUUUCGGAUCAAGAAAAAAUUUAUAUUAAAGGAAAUUAAGUGCCACAUGAAGACUCAUAAUGAUGUAAAGUCCCUGCAGAGAGCAUAUGAAUCACUGCAUUAUGAACUUAACAAAUUAACUUCUGUGUCAAGUAAAAAGACAGGAUCAAAUGUAAAAGAGGACACUAAAAUUGUAAAGAAUCCUGUGUGACCUAAAGAUAUAGGAGCAAAGACCUAGUUGAGACUGUGAUAUCUCCUGACUGAAAGGAUUCAGAUGCUCAAAACACUUUCCAACUAGAGGUAGGACGAUCCUUAAAAGUGCCAUCAAAAAUUAAUUCGUCAAAUAUGUAGAACCCUUCUGGUACAGAAUCUAACUUAAUUUUGUCCACUUUUCAUGUGUAUUUUAGGUGUCGAAACAGAUGUCAUUUUGGAAGUGGUCUAAUUUUCUGUAGCAUUUGGAACGACACUUGAAAUUUCUGUUGAAUGAUGCCAGUGAUAUAUGAAGACUGAAAUGUUCAAUUGAAUUAUUUUUAAAAUAUUUGCUGAAUUUAAUCGUCCAAUCUCUAGUUUCAGUAUGAGUAUGUAGAUUGUAAGAAGUUGUGCAGAUGUGGAAUGAACAGUAUGAAGGUAGGGAUGUGAAAUGUAACCAGUCCAGUGCACUUGUUCAUUGUAAUUAAUGUUACCUUAUUUAACUUAGACCCUGUAUUUGCUGGAUUAUAAAAUAUAUUUUCAAAUAUAUAAGUGUUACAUAAAAUAUUUAACUGUUAUAUAGCUUUGAAGCAGAUUGUGAAAUUGCAAACUUAAGACACAGUGAUAUCUGUACUUAAAUUAUUUUAGACAAUCCUAUCAGUUAGUCAACCCAAAUACUAGUUAAAACAUUAUAAAUCGUCCAUUAACAACAAAAAAACAUGUUUACAAAUAAUAUAUUCUCUUGUGGAAAAUACAGCAGUGAGUCUAUGUAAACAAUGUACUUAUGCAAUUGUUUCCUCAUCUGCAAGUCAGUGAUUCCCAUCAUUACUGUGAAUCAUCUUCAUUGUCCACUUGAAGCACAAGUUUGAUCUUUAACUUUUGUAGAACAAAGUUUUCCCAUAGUCAUGAUGUAAAGUUAUAAAGAUGACAGCAGAAAUUAGAAAAAGUAAUGUAUGAAGGACAUUCAUAUUGCACUCUUCACAUAUUUCCAUUGAAUGUAAUUUAAUGUUUUAAUUCUCAUUAUUCAAUGUCUGAUUAAUUUUUUUCUGAUUUUUGGCUGCUGUUAUAUGGGACUGGAUGGUAGUGAUUUACAGUUUAUUUUAACCCUUUUUAGUGUCAAGGUCAUUGGAUGCUCAAAAACAUACAAAUGCCAACACUGAUUUGGUCAGCGCUCCAUGUUCACCAUGUUUGUCAUUUUGGAUUGCCACAUGCAGUUGCUUGUCAUUAGCCCUUUCACUGCUAGUAUGUUAAGUAACUCUCAGUACCCUCUGUGCUGAAUUAUUUUUGAAUAAAUCUUUUAUAAAUAAUUUAAGUGCAAAGCAUGAAAAUUUGUGAUAAAAUGU